Molecule: messenger RNA, 1270 nt
Organism: Neogale vison (American mink)
Lineage: Eukaryota; Metazoa; Chordata; Mammalia; Carnivora; Mustelidae
Gene: FGF2
Product: fibroblast growth factor 2
Biological process (GO): positive regulation of protein phosphorylation; animal organ morphogenesis; regulation of cell migration
Cellular component (GO): cytoplasm
Molecular function (GO): growth factor activity; fibroblast growth factor receptor binding
Source: RefSeq, a predicted model, not a curated record
AUGUGGCUUGGGUGGCGCAGGGCUGGGCUGGGGCGACUUCUGAGGGGCUUCGCUGGUGUCGAGCCCCUAGAGCUGCAGAGGCCUCUGCGGUCGCCUCCCCGCACGCCCUUCGCACCUCCCCCGCCCCCGGGUGCGUCCGGGCUCCCCCUCGGACAGAUGUCGCGCGCUUGCGUGCUGAGGCCAAAGCUCCCGACCCAGAGGCCGGCCCCAGAAAGCCCGCAGCGAUUCGGGGGUGGAGAUGUAGAAGAGGUGACGCCGCGGCCCGGCCGGUGCCAGACCAGCCGACGCGGUACCGCGGUUGCUGCCGGGUCCCGGGCGCUGCAGCUACGGCAGGCGGCCCUCCCGAGACGGCGGCCGCGGAGACACCCAGCCCUAAACCCCAGCUCCCGAGCCCCGCGGCGCCCCGCGCUCUAGGGCAGCGGGAGAGGGAAGCGGCGGAGCGGCUCCAGGCUGGGGGCCCGCGGGCGCGGCCGCGCGCUGCCGGGCGGGAGGCUGGGGGGCCGGGGCCGUGGCCGUGCCCCGGACCGGGUCGGGGGCCGGGGCCGGGGGUCGGCGGCUCCCCGCGCGGCUCCAGGGGCGCGGGCACCCCGGCAGAGCGCCGGCGGGGCCAUGGCAGCCGGGAGCAUCACCACGCUGCCCGCCCAGCCGGAGGACGGCGGUAGCGGCGCCUUCCCGCCCGGCCACUUCAAGGACCCCAAGCGGCUGUACUGCAAAAACGGGGGCUUCUUCCUGCGCAUCCAGCCGGAUGGCAGAGUGGACGGGGUCCGGGAGAAGAGCGAUCCUCACAUCAAACUGCAACUUCAAGCAGAAGAGAGAGGGGUUGUGUCCAUCAAAGGAGUAUGUGCAAAUCGCUAUCUUGCCAUGAAGGAAGAUGGAAGAUUACUGGCUUCUAAAUGUGUUACUGACGAGUGUUUCUUCUUUGAGCGAUUGGAGUCUAAUAACUACAAUACUUACCGGUCAAGGAAAUACUCCAGUUGGUAUGUGGCACUGAAACGAACAGGGCAGUAUAAACUUGGACCCAAAACAGGACCUGGGCAGAAAGCUAUACUUUUUCUUCCAAUGUCUGCUAAGAGCUGAUCUUAACGGCAGCAUCUGAUCUCAUGUCACAUGGAAGAAGACAUAUGUUUUUGAAAUUUGUUAAUGAAAGAAAAGAAAAAAAAAUGUGUACAGCUAUCUGCUCAGUUUGGAUGAAUGGUCAGAUAACCUUUUUAUCUAAGAGUAAACAUUUAACCAUUGCCUUACUAAAGAAAAGCAACAAAAAUUUCCGGAA